Monomorium pharaonis (pharaoh ant) is the source of this 2795-nucleotide messenger RNA. Its product is annotated as trypsin. Gene Ontology annotation, biological process: proteolysis. The coding region runs from base 1609 to 2628 and encodes 339 amino acids. The transcript has 7 exons. The record is from RefSeq and is a predicted model, not a curated record. NCBI's taxonomy places the organism in Eukaryota, Metazoa, Arthropoda, Insecta, Hymenoptera, Formicidae. Gene Ontology annotation, molecular function: serine-type endopeptidase activity.
AAUUUGCCUGCAAUUGUGACAUUGAAUAAAGAUUACAUGCGGAUCAUAUUAAGUAAAAGUAAUUAAGAAAAAAUAAUAUCUGUAAAUUAACAAAUUGCAAAAUAUUAUGUCUAUCAUGACAAAUAUAUAAGUGUAAAAAUAUUAAAUAACUUAUAUUAAACUCACUUUUAUGUUGAGAAAAGUGCGGCACUUUAAAUUCAUUUAAGUAUAUUUUUAUAUCGCAUGUUUGCUCACAAAUUCACCUAAUCUUCUUCUAGGUAACUAAAAAUCCUUGAAAAGCCGCAAACGUUUUAAUAGAUCGCCGAUUCAUCAUGUAGUUAAAAUCAUAUGUUUAUGAUUUUAACUGCAAUCUUAAUAGUCCGAGAAAAUUGUACUUUUUCCUUUCACUCUACAGGUUUGUCCAUUAAAAUCGAUGCCAAAGACGAAAGUUAUUACAUUGACUCGAUUGCAACUGUAAUAUCUCAUGGUAUUUAACAGAUAUUAGAAACUUUUAAAACACUUUCAAUAUAAUAAUUUCAUAUUAUAUUUAAAUUUAAAAAAAAUUCAUAUCUAUGAUUAUUUACUCUUUUCUAAACUUGAGAUAACCUAUGUUAUAAAAUUGUACCAUAUAAUACAUUUACAAACUGUCGCGGAAUUUCUGUAUUACGUUUUUGAUUAUUUCUCUUAAGUACAAGUGAUGCACGACAUUGCUAAGUUUAAAUUUCGUAAAUAUUUAUCACAUAUCAUAAGAUAUGGUUUGAGUUGUGCAUAAUCGUACUUUAUAGAAUGCACGUGUAAGAUGGUAUAAGAAUAUUACAUUACGUAUUCCUCUCUUCGGCAGAGGAAGAGAAAGAAAAAGAUUAAUUUACUUUAUAAAUAUUUGAAAAAAGUUUCAUAUGGAACAAUGACAAAAAUAAGAAUUCAGUACUUUGGCGGCACUUCAAACGUAUGAGCAAAACUCUGCAAUUAGUUAAUUUGCUCUCGUAAUUUAUACGACAAUGAUCUAUUAUUAUUAAUCUAUUAUAAUUAUUAUCAUAUCAUGAUCUUCAACAUCAUUAACGACGACAUCAUCAUCAUCGUCGUCGUCAUUGUCGUUGUCACUGUCACCGUUAUUAUACCGCGACAAUGAAUCAGAACGGCCAUGGUAGCAUUCGCGUUCAUCCGCUGACGAAAUUAACAUUAAUCCAGUCUCGGUAGAUCCCUGAAAUAAAGGGUCGCUGUGGAGAAGAGGUGGGCCGGGUUGACAUUGGAUGUUCGUGGUGGCCGACGGUCGAUUACGCCAUAAACCGAUACGCUUGUGUGUAAACGCUUGAAUCUUUCAUUGUGCUUGUACCUACGAUGAUACCUGUACAGGUAAGACAAUGGGCGCGUACACCGACCGACUGGGUGAUUUAAAGGCUGUCACAUGCAACAUCUGCCAAUGCAAACGCACCACUCAAGGUUGACGAUCCCCACCGAGAGACGUGGCUUAACUUUUGCGUUAGUUAUAAUUUACUAUAAAACGGCAAAACGACUGGGAUGCCUUUAGACUUUUCACGUUACGGGUGUAAGCACGUGCACGGGCACGAAUUUUGCGACAAAACAAAUUUACCGAUUAGCACGGAUUGAUUACCGGAAAUCGCAGGCGGCAUGAAUGGUUACGCAACAACGAGAUACAUUCACGUGCUGUUUUUAUGCCUGAGUUACUGUUACGCAUUAUCUCAUAUGACAUUGUCGAACAGACGAAAUUUGCCAACCUCAAAUGCUCAAGUUCACUAUAACAUCACGAAGGCUGACGUUGAUUAUCCGGCAAUAGACGAAGUGUCUUAUGUUGAUUUCAAUCCUGCGUUUUCAUUCCCUUCUAAAAAGCCGAAUAUCUGCAACGAUUGCGUUUGCGGGCUUGGGAGAAAGGCAAGAAUUAUUGGUGGCAAUGUAACCAGCGUUUAUGAUUAUCCCUGGAUAGUUAGCAUGAAUAAAAAUGGAAAAUUUUACUGUGCUGGAAGCCUAAUAACACGGAAGCAUGUACUUACUGCGGCUCAUUGUUUGCAAGGAUUUGACUUCAGAACUAUCAAACUUGUUUUAAUGGAUAGUGAUCGUUCCUCAAUUGGCAGCAACGCUAUAAUUCGAUGGAUUAAAUCGAGGACUAUUCAUGAAAAUUUUCAAAGUUAUACAUUUAACAAUGAUAUAGCGAUCAUAGAGAUGGAUAAACCCGUAUCUGUAAAUGGCAUUGUACGAACAGCGUGUUUACCACAAAAUAAAAUCAUUGACUACACUGGAACGCCUGCAACCGUCGUUGGAUGGGGUCAAACAGGAGAGGAUAAGCCAAUAAGUGACAAAUUACGAAAAGUUAAUCUGCCGAUCUUAUCACAAGAAGAAUGCGAUCGAGCUGGAUAUGCAAAAAAUCGCAUUACUGAAAAUAUGUUUUGUGCCGGCUAUAUACAUCCGGAAGGAGCAGUAGAAGGACGAGAUGCUUGUUUUGGUGAUAGUGGUGGACCUUUACAUGUUGAAGGAAUUUAUAAACAGCUUGUAGUACUAGGAAUUGUUUCUUGGGGUCGUGGUUGUGGAAGACCAAAUUAUCCAGGAGUAUUCACUAAAUUGACGAAUUACAUCGAAUGGCUUAAAGAUCAUUUAGACGACGAAUGUGUCUGUCCUCCACCACAUCGACAAUAAAAGUAAAUUUGUUACUUAUUGUUAUUUUGUUAUAAAUCAAGUAGACCUAAUUGUCAUAAGGAAACAGUAAAUGUUAGAUUUUAUCUUAAUAUUUAUUUGAUCAUUAAGUUUCUGAGAAAAAUAAGAAAUAAUAGAUAAAAUUAUUUUCAUUUUAAUAAAUAUAUUCU